AAUCUCCAUACUUCUUGUCAUAAUUUUUAUUACUUUCAGAAACAUGCAUGGACAAAAUUCCAACAUGACAGAAGAGAAAAACUGAACCUACCCCCAUAUUCUUAAUUCUUAAAGAACACACAAAAGUUCUUUCAAAGUCUCUCUCAUUUUCAGUGCAAUGAUCUCAAUGCAUAUAUAAUACAUUCUUUCAGAAGUCAGACCCUCCAUCAUCCACCAGAAAUCAAAUUCUCUUCAUUUUUAGCCAUUUUUUCAUCCAUCUUAGUACUGCAGAAUGCAAGAUUUUCAGCUGUAAUAUCUCUGAAACCAUAACCUCCUAAAAUGGACAUCAUUAAAAUGUCUCAUUUAACUAUUCUUUUCUGUUUCAUCUUCAGUAUUUUCCUUAGUCACACCUCAGCUGAGAAUUCAAGUGAUUCUUAUUGGCUAUUAAGGAUCAAAUCGAGUUUCAUUGAUCCUGAUAAUACUCUCAGUAACUGGUCUUCUUCAACAAGUAUAUGCAGCUGGAAUGGAAUUACAUGUUCACUUGAUCAAGUUCAUGUUAUAGGCAUGAACCUUUCAAGUUCAGGGCUUUCUGGUGUUAUAUCACCUGAAUUUUCCCAUCUUUCUUCUCUUCAAACUCUCGACUUAUCAUCGAAUUCUCUCUCUGGACGUAUACCUGGUGAGCUCGGAAAGCUUCAGAAUCUAAGAGAGCUCCUCUUAUACUCUAACUCUCUUUCUGAUAAGAUCCCUCAUGAAGUUGGAUUUCUUCCCAAGUUGGAGAUUCUCAGAAUAGGGGACAACAUGCUUACUGGUGAGAUCCCUAAAAGUAUUGGCAACUUAACUGAACUGAAAGUUCUAGGCAUUUCUUAUUGCCUGUUGAAUGGAAGUAUUCCAUCAGAAAUAGGAAGUUUGAAGAAUCUGGAGACUCUCGAUUUGCAACAGAACGCUUUCGUGGGGGAAAUUCCAAGGGAGAUUGGUGAAUGUCAGAAACUGCAGGUUUUUUCUGCAGCCAACAAUAUGCUUCAAGAAGAUAUACCUACAUCAAUUGGUAAGCUUCAUUCAUUACAAGUCCUUAAUUUGGCCAACAACAGUUUCUCUGGUAUGAUUCCUACAGAAAUGGGAGAUUUGCAACAACUGAAGUACUUGAAUUUGCUGGGAAACAGAUUAAGUGGUGCAAUCCCUUCAGAAAUGAACCUGUUAAGUCAGCUAGAAAAGCUAGAUUUAUCAGGAAACAACUUAUCAGGAUCUCUUGAACUCUUCACUUCACAAAUGAAGAAUCUCGAGGUUAUUAUACUCUCGAAUAAUCACUUAUCUGGUAACAUUCCAGGAAGUUUCUGCAUGAAUAAUGGUUCAAGGUUACAGAUCCUUUCUAUUUCAGGAAAUGGUUUCUCAGGAAAAUUUCCCUUGGAGUUGUUGAGCUGUUUUUCUCUGCAACAACUAGACCUUUCUGACAACAAAUUCCAAGGAAAGAUACCGUCUGAGAUUGAUAAACUGGAACACCUCACCGAUCUUUAUCUUAACAACAACAGCUUCAGUGGGAAGCUACCACCUGAGAUUGGCAAUCUGAGUAACCUGGAAUUCCUUUCCUUGUAUGGAAAUGGGAUUACAGGAGAAAUUCCAGCAGAAAUAGGGAAGCUAAACAAGCUAAGUGUCAUCUACCUGUAUGAUAACCACAUGUCAGGUAACAUUCCAAACGAGUUGACAAACUGUACUAGCCUCACAGAGAUUGAUUUCUUUGGAAACCAUUUUUCUGGGUUGAUUCCUGAUUCAAUUGGAAAGCUUCAAAACCUGGUUUUGCUUCACUUGAGGCAAAAUGAGUUAUCUGGGAAAAUCCCUCCUUCCUUGGGUGACUGCAAAAAGCUUCAGAUGUUGGCUUUAGCAGACAACAGAUUAUCUGGGUCAAUCCCAUCAACAUUCAGUUCAUUGUCAGAGUUAAGUCUCAUUACCCUUUAUAAUAACUCUCUUGAAGGCCCUUUACCCGAAUCUCUUUUCCUUUUGAAGAAUCUCAAAAUCAUCAAUUUAUCUCAUAAUAAGUUAAAUGGAAGUAUUUUUCCAUUAACAGGUUCAACCUCUCUUACAGUAUUAGACUUGACUAAUAAUGGCUUCUUUGGUUCAAUUCCUUCAAGACUAGCCUUAUCCAAAAACCUGAUUCGUGUUCGCCUAGGAAGCAACUCACUUUCUGGUAACAUUCCUCUUGAGUUUUCCCUUCUUACAGAGCUGAUUUUCCUUGAUUUAUCUUUCAACAGUAUAUCAGGAGAGCUAGCUGUUAGUCUAUCCAACUCCACAAAACUUGAACAUCUUAUACUGAAUAAUAACCAGUUUUCGGGCCAUAUUCCUUCUUGGUUAGGGAACCUGAAAUGGUUAGGAGAGCUUGAUCUAUCUUCUAAUAACUUCAAUGGAACAAUACCGAAAGAGGUUGGAAAAUGCUCAACAUUACUCAAACUCUCUCUUCAUACCAACAAGUUGUCUGGCCAAAUACCACCAGAGUUAGGAACCCUGUCAUCUCUGAAUGUCCUCAAUUUGCAAGGCAACAACUUAUCAGGAACAAUUCCUUCAGAAAUCCAGCAUCUUGAAAAGCUGUUUGAGCUUAGACUCUCUGACAACUUCUUGACAGGUAAAAUACCUGUUGAGCUACAACAACUUACUGAACUUCAAGUGAUAUUAGACCUGAGUCAUAACCAGUUAUCAGGGGAGAUUCCUCAGUCACUUGGAAAUCUCAUGAAACUCGAGCGAUUAAACCUCUCAAAUAACAAUCUUCAAGGUAGAAUACCUUCCUCAUUAGGAAAACUCUCAAGCCUUCAUAGUCUCAAUCUUUCUCAUAACCUUCUCCAAGGAAAACUCCCAUCUUCAUUCUCAACCUUCCCACUUAGCGCCUUUGUGGGAAACAAGAGGCUAUGUGGGGCCCCAUUAGGGUCUUGCUCGAGCUCAUCGAAGAAACGGUUGCCUAAGGGUGAAGUUGUUAUGAUCAUAGUUGCUAUUGUUUUUACUUCGAGUGUUAUAUGUUUGGUAAUGAUUUAUAUCAUGCUAAGAAUAUGGACUGCUUGGAGAAAAGUUGCUGUUUCUAGCAAUGAUGGAUUUGGGAAUGAAAAUAAAGGACAAGAUCAAGAGAAGUGGGUGUGUUAUGGGGACGAGAAAAAGAAAGGCGGGUAUUGUAAAAUGAGCUCAAAAAAUAUGACUCCUUCGCCAGAUAAACAACUGUUUACUUCAGAAUCUGUGCUCAAGAAAUGAUCAUUCAUCAGUUUAAAUUCCUUAUUUUUUUUUUUGCUAUUUGUUUAGAGACUCGAGACGUACAGAUGUGUAAAUUUUAUCUUAAAUUUGGUGAGAAUUCAUAUGUUCUUUUUUUUAGAUUAUGUAUAGCCUUGAUCGUAACCAGAUCAUAGAGAUAAAUUAAUGUUAUGCAUUACAAAAAUGUCCAAGACAAGUACGGAGUACAGUGGUUCAUCAAAGUCUUCUUUUUUAUUCUUUGGAGAUAACAUAGUUUCCCACAUCGAUCUAUAGAAAAAGAAGC
Messenger RNA from Spinacia oleracea (spinach), 3484 nucleotides. RefSeq names its product LRR receptor-like serine/threonine-protein kinase GSO1. The transcript has a single exon. The coding region runs from base 319 to 3204 and encodes 961 amino acids. Gene Ontology annotation, molecular function: protein binding. The record is from RefSeq and is a predicted model, not a curated record. NCBI's taxonomy places the organism in Eukaryota, Viridiplantae, Streptophyta, Magnoliopsida, Caryophyllales, Amaranthaceae.